This is a messenger RNA of Ochlerotatus camptorhynchus, 1861 nucleotides long. RefSeq names its product lethal (3) malignant blood neoplasm (gene l(3)mbn). The transcript is spliced from 3 exons. NCBI's taxonomy places the organism in Eukaryota, Metazoa, Arthropoda, Insecta, Diptera, Culicidae. The record is from RefSeq and is a predicted model, not a curated record. The coding region runs from base 484 to 1668 and encodes 394 amino acids. Gene Ontology annotation, cellular component: chitin-based extracellular matrix. Gene Ontology annotation, molecular function: structural constituent of chitin-based larval cuticle.
GAUGAUCGUUUUCCCCCCUGCGGGCGAUCGGGGCGUUACGUGCCUUCUAGUAUCGGUUGAUAUUCUUGCGCGGGCCGUCGAGUGGAAAAGAAGAAAAAUACUCGCUCGUACUGUCGGGUGGUGAAAUCCAAAGUUCCUUCCUAUCUGCUUUCUGGUGCUUGGUGUGAAGGGUUUUGCGUGAUUAUUUUUUUUGGAGAAUGUAACCGAUCGGAAAAAGGUGGAAAACGAAAACCUACAACUUUUCAGAUGACUAAUGCCAUGUUAAUUAUUGUAAUGCGUUGAAGUGAUUUUUAGACAUGAUAACGAUUCUGUGAUACAGCUAGAUUGUAGAACAAAGCUCUGUGAGGAGUUGAAAGUGAUUGCUUAACCUAUGCCGGUGAAUCAAUGAUUAACCAUCAGCUUAUACCGCAGUACGAAAAACCGAACAGCAGUCAGAUACGCCUGUCGAAUUAGCAAGGAUAGUUUGCAAGAAGUCCUUUCAAAAUGAAGACAAACAUAUUCAUCCACAUCGUCUUGCUGGUGUCAGCGGUCCGAGCAGCAUCCAAGUAUUACGACGGCCCCAUCCGACCGUACGAGUUUGGCUUCAACAUCGAAGGUCACCAGCAUCGGAAAGAGUCGAAAGACAAAAAUGGCAUCGUCAUGGGAGAGUUCGGUUUCAUCACGGCUGACAAUGUGUACCACGUGACGGUUUACGCAACCGACGAGAAUGGCAAUUUCAAAAUUGUCAGCAUGAAAAACUACAAACUGGGACCGACAGCUCCCCCUCCUACCACCAGUGCCCCAACGACCACGACUGCGGCCCCCACCACCACCACGACUACAUCGACCACCCCGCAACCCUUUAGAAUAAUCACCACUGCCAAGCCGCUGACGACUGCAAAACCAUCGGGUUUCGCUGCCUGUUCCGGUUGCAAAAUUCCUGAAACAACCACCACGGCACCAGCAACAACAUCAACGACGGAACCCGCACUGCCCGAAACCAGUACCCAGUAUGUUCCUCCAUUCAAAAUAGUCAACAAAAACGACAUCGAAAGUGUUACUACAGCAAAACCCAUCACUACCACUGCCUCUCCCUCGGCAAACGAUAAAUCAAAGUCCGAUCCAGAGGAAACACCGCAAAAGCUCGUCGACAAACAACCAAACACGAAAGCUCCCAGCUCGAAAGAGUCGAAAAAACCUCAGCCACAGUCCCCCGAUGGUAUGCAAACGUUCAGCAAGCCACCGUCCUCCCAACCACUCGAACCACCACCCACCAACGAGGGCGGCAAGCCAGGCAACGCUGGAAACGUCCAAGCCGCCAAUUUCAAACCAUCCAAAUCAUCGUCGACUACACCACCUUCGGGCUCCGGUGGAAAGUUCGAUCACGUCAACACUGCCAACAUGAUGAUCCAGCACAUUCUGAAUGGUUUGCUGUACCGGUUCAACUACACCGUCGGCUACCACGGGCACCACGAGCAGGGAGACCGGCAGGGUAACAAGGAAGGAGGAUACUACGCCGUCGGACGGGAUGGCAUUCGCCGAGGUGUAACGUACAAAGCGAAUGAGUUUGGAUUCCAGCCGCAUAUCAAAUUCGAAAAGGUCAGCCCGGAGGAAACGCCCCGGGAGGAUACGGAAAAGCAGGCCGGCCUGAAAGGGUUCGACUUCAAGUGGUUCUGGGGAGAGUCGUGAUGGAUGCCGUGAUUGUGUGAUUUGAAAUUCCGUAGAAACAGUUCGAUUGAUGAUAGUUGUAUGUUUUAGGAAUAAGAUUCGCUGGAAAAGAAUAAUACUCAGAAAGUUUCGACUUGUACAUAAUCAUAUUUAAAAAGCAUGUUCGAUAUUGUAGCCUAAAUUUCGUCAAAUAAAAACAUCUUUAUACAUGGUA